AUGUGGUGGAUAGAUUCAGCCAUUGCGGUCACCAUCGGGCUUUUCCACCCAUUUGCCAUCAUAUCUCUACACGACGACGGUAAAGAGGCUCACAUGAAGCUCCAAGCGAUGACGACUGUGUGGUUGCUCCCGGUUGUGAGCACCAUUGUCGCCUCAGCCACCGGAGGAAUCGCGGCCGAGGCUCUCACCAAUGCUGGAUGUCAUCAGCAUGCCUUCUGGACCAUGAUCAUUUCGUGUAUCUUGCUUGUUACUGGCCUCCCGAUUGCGACGGGAUCAUUUGCCCUGAUGCGAUUGGGCCGCGUCGCGGCAGAGCUGUUUCCGAACUUGGAUAAUAUAGCUCUGGAUAAAUACGGAAACGUUGGCUCAGAGCUGGACACAUUUGGUACCGCAGUUGCCAUGAUCAUGUGGUGA
This is a messenger RNA of Exophiala oligosperma, 411 nucleotides long. RefSeq lists its product as uncharacterized. Gene Ontology annotation, molecular function: sulfite transmembrane transporter activity. The transcript is spliced from 2 exons. Gene Ontology annotation, cellular component: plasma membrane. NCBI's taxonomy places the organism in Eukaryota, Fungi, Ascomycota, Eurotiomycetes, Chaetothyriales, Herpotrichiellaceae. Gene Ontology annotation, biological process: sulfite transmembrane transport; transmembrane transport. The record is from RefSeq and is a predicted model, not a curated record. Bases 1 to 411 code for a protein of 136 amino acids.